GGUGACAUUCUGGUACAGAAUGACCGCAGUGCCUUGACCUGUACUUCUUGCCUUUGGCCUAAAAAUGAUGAUGGCAUUGUUCCUAUUCCCUACGUCAUAGAUUCCAGAUACAGUCCCAAUGACCUGAAUGUGAUUACACUCGCCAUGACAGAGUUUGACUCAUUGACUUGUGUGAGGUUUCUGCCUCUUACAACAGAAGAAGAUUAUGUCAACAUUACACCUGAUAAUGGCUGUUACUCAUUUCUUGGAAGAACCGGUGGAAGCCAGACAGUUUCAUUGGGUGGUGGCUGCGUCUAUAUGGGGAUUAUACAACAUGAACUAGAACACGUCCUGGGCUUCCACCAUGAACACGCCAGGAGUGAUCGUGACAAUUAUAUUGACAUCAAUUACCAGUAUAUCACUGAAGGAUACCAGGGUAAUUUUGCUAAAGCGGACACCAAUAACCUGGGCACUCCAUAUGACUACGGUUCAGUGAUGCAUUAUAGUGCCUAUGCAUUCAGCAACACUGCAAACCAACCCACAAUUGUCCCCAAACCUGACCCCAAUGUGCCUAUUGGACAGAGAUUUGGAUUGAAUGUCUUAGAUGUCGUUAAAAUUAACCAACUUUAUCAAUGCAGUGUCUGCUCUACUUUGCUUAAUAAUAAUACAGGAAUUUUCACUUCUGCCAACUAUCCCUUUGCUUAUCCUGAUGAUGCUGACUGCGUUUGGUUGAUCAGGGCUCCAUCAGGGCAGGCUUCACUAAAUUUCAGUAGCUUUAAUAUCCAGUCCUCUCCUAAGUGUGAAUCUGACUUCAUGAAGAUCUAUGAUGGUCCCUCUAAGGACUCCCCUGUGUUGCUGGAUAAAAUGUGCGGCAGUAAAGCCAUCCCUCCAGUCAUCGCUUCCACAAGCUAUAUGCUGGUCGAGUUUUUCAGUGACGGGGCUGUGGCCGGAGAGGGCUUCCAAGCUACAUAUAGCUCAGUUCAGUGUGGAGGAACCUUCUUUAACUCUCAAGGCAGCUUUACAUCUCCGGGCUACCCAGGGAAAUACAAUUACAACAUGAACUGUAACUACACCAUCACAGCUCCUGUUGGAUAUAAGAUUGCUCUGACCAUAAGUGACUUCCAUUUAGAAAUGAGCACACUCUGUAAAUUCGACUAUGUAAAACUCUUCAUGGAUGGUGAACAAAAGGGUCCAUUCUGUGGUGAUCUCUGCAGCUCUGUGUUUUACUCCAAAGGCAAUUCUAUGGUUCUCGUAUUCCACAGUGACAAUUCUAUCCAGGCGAAGGGCUUCCAAGUCUCCUACACCUUCAGUGAGUAG
Molecule: messenger RNA, 1296 nt
Organism: Staurois parvus
Lineage: Eukaryota; Metazoa; Chordata; Amphibia; Anura; Ranidae
Source: the annotation of a GenBank genome assembly